AGCAGUCGAAUUGCAGAGCGAUUGAGACAGAGAGAUAUAUUUUUACAGAAUGUUGUUUGCCUAUGACUAAUGGAAACUGUUUUGAAUAAGAGUCUAGAUCUAGAUCUAUUGAUUUCUGCAUCCUUCGACAUCACUCAGUUUUGUUGUAGACUUGUAGUUUGUCACUCUAGAUCGAGAAGAUAAUCUAGAAUCUAGGCUAAUCUAGCCUAGGCUACAUGCAGGAACCUUUGCUUUGACUUUGUGCCCGCCUUGUGAAAAACGACGUGUUGAAGCCAAGUCAUCCACUUCACAAGAAAGUCUCAAAGUCAAAAUAAUAGGCCUAGGCUCCUACUUUGAUAAAGUGUAUUGUUGUUAGGAGAUGGAAGCAUCACCAUUCCAAACAAAGGAAAACUAUGGUUCUAAUCCAAAGUCGACUCGGGGCUGUUUGAACUUCUACAUAUUGCCCUGCAGCAAAGCUUUAGGCAGAAUGUUAAAUUCUGCGAUUGAGAAAUGGAAAGGAAUUCGAAAGCCGAGAUCAAGAAAUAUUGGUCACAUUUGAGCUCUGCUGGUGUUCGUGAUUCACGUCUAGCCCAUCUGCUAUAAUGAACUUCAUUUGUUCUAAGACGAUGUCUUGCACUUGCAUGCCUUAUAAUGUGUCUUUUUUAUGCAGCGAAGAGUAGAUCUUGAUCGGAUUAGUUCUCUGCUUACUGCUUAAUUAAUGUAAGCCUCUACAAGCUGAUAAAGUUAAAAUGGCAUUUUCUGCUUGGCAAAUAGUUUUAAUAUCAUCAGUUGUGAUUGGACUUGUAUCGUUUUCCGUUUUGCAUUUCAAACAACCUAAGUCAGGAAUGUUGCUUUUGAAGGAUUCUGUAUGUGUGAAGGCAGCUGUUAAUGCUCGGCAUUCCAAAUUACAUUCUUCUUUUACAUUGGACUUUAACGAUAUUUUGACCAUUAGAGCUCAAAAUACAAAGAAAUAUGCUUACCCAUACAACUUGAAUGGGGUGGACAAAAGGAGUAAUUUGUCUCAGAAAGAAUUCCUGGAUGUUUAUGACGGAAAAUGGCCCGUGAUCAUUACAGAUGUUGUACCUUCAUGGCCUGCCACUAACUGGACAACCCAGUAUUUUCUACAAAAUUAUGGGGAAGAGCAAGUUGUCAUGAAAGCUACCACUGGUAAAAGGAUUGAAACUCUUGCCCUUCCCUUGCGCUCGUACCUGUCGCACAUCACAGAGAGCUCGCCAGCUUCUUGGACGUAUCUACAGGAUGAACUUUUUUUACUUCAACGACCAGAGCUUAGGAGACAAAUUCUUAAAUCGGUGUACACAGAAAGCAACUUGUUUGAUUUGUUCCCACCGGCCGUACAACCCUGGGAUUGUAUGUUGCUGUGGGGCACUGCAUACUCUCGCUCCACCUUGCACAUUGACCCCUACAACUGGACAGGCACCAAUGCGGUCAUCUUUGGACACAAGAAAUGGAAGCUUAUUCCACCUGGACAGGACAAGUUUCUGUCCAUCAGCCCAGACCAGGUCUGUGGCUUCCCCCUGGAUUGUCAAAAGUACAAUAGCCAUAUUGAUGCCUUCAACCCAUCAGAAGAUGAGAAGAAGUUGUUGCAGAAAGUCAACAUUUUGGAAGUGGAGCAAGGACCUGGAGAGAUGCUUUUUAUUCCCACAGGGUGGUUCCACCAGGCAUACAAUGUGGUGCCCACUCUGGCUGUCUCAGGUCAACUGAUGAAUGAGAACAACUAUCUAUCCGUGCUGGAGGAAAUCCUGAAAGGUGGUAGUGUGAGGAGACAACAACUGCCCCAAGAUGUUGCCCAGAUGUCUUCGUACGACUUGGUAAAGGCUGUGAUGUCCAGUCUAUCGGAGGAGGUUCUCCGUAGAGGAGCACAGGUGACCAGAGACACCCUGGACCAAAUGGCUUUUAACAGAGACCCCUUGGAGAAAUGAUACACCAACUCUUAUUUCCUCCCAUUAACAGGUCCCCUUCAGGUGAAAUUAGGCAGUUUUACUACCUUCAAUUAGCUCAUUGACCUGUGAAAUGAUUUCCAUGGUUUGAUGGAAUUGAUUUCUUUUAUUUUCUCAAGAGCAUGUCAUGUUUGAAAUGAGUGCCGAUGGCUUAUUUGUGAUACAAACAUUCAAUUGUAAUGUCAAAAUAGCCAUUUAGUUUCUUGAGAUUUGCCAUGAUGCAUGCCCUGAAAUCUUAGAAAAGGGAGAAAAUCCUCUGAAUAUAUCAAACAUACAUUUUUUUAAAAUUCAUCAGAAAAAAAGGGGUUUUUUUAAAAUACGACAUGCAAAAAAUACUGCUUCCAGUGAGCCAGUUUUCGUUGCAGUGUAAUUUGGGCAAGUUAUUUUUUUCUCCUAUUAUGUUGUGACUAUCAAAUUUUUGUUUGCUUCCCAUCUGUUUUGUCAAAUUAAAAAAUAACCGAA
Molecule: messenger RNA, 2399 nt
Organism: Aplysia californica (California sea hare)
Lineage: Eukaryota; Metazoa; Mollusca; Gastropoda; Aplysiida; Aplysiidae
Product: F-box protein At1g78280
Exons: 8
Coding region: 729-1919 (396 amino acids)
Source: RefSeq, a predicted model, not a curated record